Molecule: messenger RNA, 1103 nt
Organism: Rhagoletis zephyria (snowberry fruit fly)
Lineage: Eukaryota; Metazoa; Arthropoda; Insecta; Diptera; Tephritidae
Source: RefSeq, a predicted model, not a curated record
UCUUCUUUGUUGAUGAGAACUUCUGUAAGGUUUACGAACCUGGCAUGGAAUUCGGGUUUCUCUCUCUGUUUUUUGUUCACUCCUUCUUGACUCGUUUGUAACUUUUCUAGUUUUCCUUUCAAUUUCUUGUACUUUUCUUUCAUGGCUUUCCUUAUGCGCGUUUUCAUUUGAUCAAAAAGCUCCAUUUAGGAAGCCCACAGCCACAGAUACCACAAUACAUAAUACAUCGAACCAUCCUCAUCAGCAUAAAAAAGCCGCUUUUAGACAGAUGAUCAAUAGAAUUGAGCGAAUACCACUAACAAAAGAAGGAUACAACAAAGAACUGAACGCAAUAUAUGCCAUAGCGGCUAAUAACGGAUACAAAAGAGAUCUGGUAGAAGAAAUCCGAAGGGAGCACAAAAACAAAAAGCCAAACAAAGAAGAAAACAAUAACAAAAAUUGGGCGGUAUUAACCUAUACUGGAAAGUCAACGUACAAACUUGCAAAGCUGUUCCAGAAACACAACCUUCGCACAUCAUUCAGAACAAAUAACAACGUGGGACGGAUACUACGGAACACCACAAAUCAAGAAGAUCCAUUGGAUAAACAAGGAGUCUAUAAACUAACUUGCAAAUGCCAGCAUAGUUACAUAGGUCAAACAGGACGUAAAAUAAAAACAAGAUUCCGCGAGCAUAUAAGAGACUAUAACAAAAAGACACAGAAACCGAGCGCAAUACCAGAGUCAAAUUUUGCUAACCACAUGUUUAACAACAAAUGUUCACCAACGCAAAUAAGAAAGGCAGCGAAACUACUGCAUGUACAACAUAAAGGCCAACGACUAAACGUCCUAGAAAAUAUGGAAAUAUACAAACUAAAAACCUUCGACGGCAAAAUAAUAAACGAACAAACAAAUACCGCAUCGGAUGUUAUAUUCGAACCCUUAAAAUUGAUUUACGAAAAAAAGAAAAAUGACAACAAAACAACAGGCAUGGACACUCCGAACACACCAAAAAGCACCACCAGGGCAAAAAUCACUGACUUUUACCUACCUGCAGGCAAAAACCAUACAGCUACAACAUAAUAAUUAAUCAUCGACGAAUAUCACAUUACCUAAGAUAAAUGAA